Molecule: messenger RNA, 4852 nt
Organism: Haliotis rubra (blacklip abalone)
Lineage: Eukaryota; Metazoa; Mollusca; Gastropoda; Lepetellida; Haliotidae
Exons: 5
Coding region: 320-991 (223 amino acids)
Source: RefSeq, a predicted model, not a curated record
GCGAUAUACGGGACGCACCAGGGAUGAAUAUAAAUAGCUGAAGAUUCUUUCAUAAAGUACUCUGAGGAACACAGUUACACCACAGCCACAACACAUACGUACUGACGUGACGAUAUACCCGAUCUACCAGUCACAAACCUGUUUCGUCCGGCAACUGAACAGAAUGAAAAUACCUCGGCCGGGUACACGACUGAGUGAUAGCCUGAUGCCACUCCAUUUUGCCCCAUUUGAGUAUUACUGAUUCCGUUUAUUUAAGGAUGGGAAUAUGUGAUUGGAUCUAGAAAACACGUUGAUUCCAGCUGUCGGAGGACUAAAUACAAUGAAGAGGAGAAAAUGUGUCGCCAUGUUGGUGUUACCUUGGGUUAUUGUUGUGGUGGUAACAAUCAUCGACAUGGCGGAAGGUGUCAAGACGUGUCUGAGAUCAGGCCCAGAACCGGACCCGAGUCUAAGUCUGGAAAUCUUCAUAGACACGCUCAAUGGACACAAUGGAAACUGUUCCUGUUCAUUACAAAAGGUCAAUGUCAUUUCUAAUGUGACAAUUACGGUGAAUAAUGUAGCCGGCAUGUGUGAAGUUGGUGAAUUGACUAUAUCAGACAGGAAUGUGUGUGACCAAGUGAAGAAGAAGGAGCCAACAUGGACUAUACAAUUGGCUCGUUUAGAGGAUGUAUUUCUCAACGUGACAGGCAAUAGGAACCAAUCUGUUGGGGGAGUCAUCACCUUUACAUCUCAAAAUGACAUAAGUCUUGCGUGUCUUCCGGCCGUUGAGACCAUACCGGAAACAACGACACCAAAAAUAACGACGACACCCAUCACGACUACAACAACGGAAGGCCCCAUUGAAGGGACACUUCUUGCUACUUCGUUCGGUGUGUUUGGUGGGUUCGUCAUCCUGCUGAUACCAAUAUUUCUCUGUGUGAGAUACAGAGAAAGAAGGAGAGAGAAGCACAACGCAAAGAAGGCCAAUGCAGAACAAUCCGUACAAGCCGUGUGAGAAAAUACAGACCCUGAGAUGCUAAAAUACUCAUGGUUUAAAACUCUAACCGGGAUAAAACGACUUUACUAUGGAGAGCCAAGACGAGGAAGGUCGGAAACCGGAAGCAUCAACCAACUGGCUCUCAGGCAGGAAGAAGGUUUCGAAAACUGUUUGCUAGUAGGAAGGGCUCUCCUAGUUCGACAAGCACAAACAGUUUAAGCGCGAGUCCAGGUCCAGACAACAAUGGGCCUGAAGUUUUAAAUGAAGAAGACAAUGACGAAGUGUUUGAUGUCGUGAGUCCCCGGCAAGGUGGUGGGAUUUUCAUGGACCAGCGCAGUUUCAAUGAAGAGCUGAUGAACGUUCCUGAAGAGGCAUCCACAUCUGUGGAUGUCCAUUGCGAUUCUCUCGUGCCAAACAAACAAGCUGAUGAAAAUAAUCAACUUGAUGUGAGUGAUGAAACAGUGGAAGGGGAGUUUGUUAAUUCCUUGUUCUCUGGCGUUGGUGAGGGUACGGAAUACCUUUCUGAAAAUGAAAAUCCGAAAGUGCAAGAAGAAGGUUCAACUGAAAACAAUAACGGUCUCACUGAGACACAAAAGAAAUAUCUAGUUUCUGGCGAACAAGUAACCGUUGUUCCCGAUUCUGAGGUCAUUCGGGACAAAAAGACCCUGACAGGGAUAUUAGCCAAUGGCUACCCUAGUGACCAUGUAAGUGCAGAUGAUGCAGUGCCUAUCAAGUCACCGAAAAAGGCAAAUGGUACCGCAGUAUUUAGAAUGUAACGGAUGGAUUGUACCUUGGUUGGAUUUUUAUCUCAUUAAUGUGUAUGUGUUGAAUAGUUUGGGUGCAAACCAAACAACGCCAAAAUUGACGACAUUGAUACCUGUGGAUACCAUGUUGUGCCUGCGUUGAGUUACUGGUAUCAAACAUUUUAAUCAAGAUGCAUAAUGCAUUAAAUACAUCAUCAGCUUCCGGUGAUGACGCUUACUGUACAUAAUACUGGAGAAUAGGAUAGUAGUGAGCAGGAAAUGGACAAUAAUACUAUUAUGUUUGUAGAAGCAUCACAAAGUUACAAUGCAAUAGAGUCUGUGUCGGCAUAUAAUCGAGACCUGUUAGUCUCUAGUUUUGUAUUGAUGAAUAUGAAACUACAAAGCAAGAGAAUAUAUCCAGUCGCAACGCCAGAACAAUUUCCAAUGGAUGUAAAAGGCAACAUAGCAGAAAAUUAUAUAUGAAUGUAUCUCUCAAAAUCAGUGAUGACUGCAGGUGCCCUGAAGGUAGGCAAAGGUUGCAUUCUGACUGUGUUCAAUUCUAAAUCAGUCCUAUAUCACUAUAAACAAAAGUGUUGUGUUGUGAUGUCGAGAGACAGCGUUUUCAUCACAUAUUCAUAUGAUAAGUAGAGUAUGGUUUAAUGUUGCCGUCUGUGUACACGUCCUCUCUUCACACGUGAAGCGUCAGCUGGGUGAUACAGUACCUCUUGUUUCUUUGAAUCACCUGUCUCUGGUUCAUCCAUGUACAUUGUCUAACCUGAUUCACCCCAUUGGCAACACUGAAAUUUCAAAUAUGUCUUGCGAAUGUAUUUUAUGAUGCGAAGCAACCCCAAUAAUUGUAUCUCUCCGAGAGACAGGUGUGCUUCAGCGUUUAUGGACCCAAGCCCCAUUUCACAAAACUAUAUUAGCGCUACGACUGUCGUACCUCCUAUGCUGUAGCUUUGUGAAACGGGGCCCUGAGGCUGAAUGACUGUGUAGUUACCCGGUGUACUUGUAUUGACCACUGUAAAACCUGACUGUGUCACGAUCCUCGAGUGGAUCUGGGCAUGUUGUCUGUGUGCGUGGGCCCACUGUAUUGAAAUAUUUUAUCUGGUCUUUACAUUUAUUCAAACCCUCUAUGAAAACACGGUUCUAUUAUUAUCGGCACGCAUAUGUGUGUCCAAUGUUUAUGGACACAGGGUACGUAAACCAGUUAGACAGGUAUGUUGUAUGGCUGUGAUUAUGUUUGGAGUAUAAUUCAUGCAUGUAUUUGGACCCUGCACUAUGCUAACAUUUCAAUGCGACGGGAACGCUAUGUCGUGGGAACAGCUCACUCGUGACAUAUCCCGAAUUUAAGGAACACGCGUGGACGUUAGUAUCCUCAAAAAGCAAACAUUUUGUAGCUGUGUCACUGGCGAAGUGUGUAUACCUCUCUCCUAAAUCAUAGUUUCCAGAUAUUAAUGUGAAAAAUUCUUUGACAUGGAAAAUGAAUAUUACCUUCAAAAAUAAUAAUCGAUCGUGAGAUAGUUUAGUUUAUAUUCCGCCCGAAACGAUCUUAACACCUACUCAGACUUUUUAGUAUACGCGCUUUGGAAAUUGGUUCAGUAUUCAUAAUUUUCUUCAGGUUAUAUAUAGUUUUUUAUGACCAAUAGCCUAAAGUUCACCAUGAUCAAAGUAUAACAGGUUUUUUCAACAAAGCCUGCAGGUUGUAAUGUGAACCAGGCUGGCAUGGUGACGGUAAAAUCAAUGAGACAAACAAUCAAGCUUACUCGUGCGUCUGGAUCCGGUAGAAAUGCCUGAUAGGAAUAUAAUUUGCCCGAACCGUCGUUGCAUGAUAUUAAAUAUAUAUUUGUAAUAGACUAAUAGUGUAAUAUACCAUGGGCUGCUUGCAGAGCAUAUUUUAUGAAUAUUAAAUAUGAUUCACGAAACUAGGGUAACACAAUUAAUGUGUACAGGUAAUUUCCAUUUAUCUUCCAGAAUUCAGAAUUGAUGUCUUGCAUUAUAUUAUACCAUUGCCUUAUACAAUUACACCAUCUGUUCUUCAAUUACAGGACGCAACUGCAAUGUAAAUGCUUGUGAAAACAGAUGUAUUCAUCUUCGGUUCAGAUCAAAAUGUCUCAUGUGAUACAUAGCUCUUUGAUAUUUAGUACGAUGUGAUGCGGACUGUGUCUCUAUCCCAGAGGGCUGUACAUAUGCGUAUAUCUCAUACUGCUGUAUAUCCGUCUAUUGCUGUGAUUAGCCUCGUCAGAACGUACUCUGUAACUGCGGGUCAGUUGUUAUUUGAUUGUGAUGGAGACAUAGUUGUGAUACAGUUCAGAUAUGAUUUAUAUUACAACUACUUCUUUUUGUAAAGGUAUAACAAUUUCGCAUGCAAGAUUAAAAAUGGGGUGCAAAUUUAAUUUACAACAUUCCUAUGUCAAAUCAAAACAUGGCCAUACAAUGUGAAUAUUGUCCGUUCUUUUGUGGUAACAGUGAACCACCAUGAUAGGGAAUUUACAUAAUGACAAAAUACAUAUGAUUAAUGAUGACAUAUUGUUGGUGUAGGGAAGAGCACAAAUGUUCUCAUAACGAAUCUGAAUUACUAUCCCCCAGGACAUACGUUCACAAUUGUGACUAUGGUGAACUCUUUAACCUUUCAGCAGAUAGUCCCUGGUUCGAAUCCUAUAUUCGUUCCAACUGUGUUUUGUCAGUUUGCAAAACAAGAUACCACAAUUAAUCAGUUUAUGUACCAUGCCUCGCUUUGGGUUGGUCUCUUUACAGUUGUUGACACAACCUGACCAAGGAAAUAUUUUCAAAGGAUUUAUAUUCCAUCCAAUUCACAGAAGCUAUCCUAUGGAAUGGAGCAUGUUUGAUCUCAACAGCGGCAACUGCAAUUUUUGUGUACAUUCCAUAAUUGUGUAAUUAUGUAAAAUUGUGUUUAUUAAAGGAAAAUUGCUUGUACCUCGCAUGAUCUUGUAUGCUAGUAUAUGUGUAUGCAUUGAUGAAGAACUGGACUGACAGACUCGUAUGCAAUGUGCUGAUGGUCUUGAAUCAUGGCAUUUUUUAUGUUAGAAGUUCUUGUAAAUUUGUGCCUAGAUUAUAACCAUUGUUUGAUACAUGUGUCAUUCUAUUUUUCUACAAUAUACAAUGUUACAUAGUA